This is a messenger RNA of Bipolaris oryzae ATCC 44560, 2520 nucleotides long. RefSeq lists its product as uncharacterized. The record is from RefSeq and is a predicted model, not a curated record. Gene Ontology annotation, molecular function: homoaconitate hydratase activity; 4 iron, 4 sulfur cluster binding. NCBI's taxonomy places the organism in Eukaryota, Fungi, Ascomycota, Dothideomycetes, Pleosporales, Pleosporaceae. The transcript is spliced from 2 exons. Gene Ontology annotation, biological process: L-lysine biosynthetic process. The coding region runs from base 1 to 2520 and encodes 839 amino acids.
AUGGCAAUGUCAUUACGGGCAGCGCGCCUGCUGGGCCGCAGGCAGAUAGCAACACCACGGGUCAGCGUUGCUUUCCGCGCCUCUUCGCAAUUGCCUCGAUUCCAUGCCGCCCCGCGAGCCUUCUCUGCACUGGCCAGCCGACGUGAUGCUCAGGAUGUGUUUCCCUCAAUGAAGGAGAGCCCUGCCGCUAGCUUCCUCUCUUCGCUCAGCGAAACACCCAAGACGCCCCAGACCCUUACGGAAAAGAUUGUUCAACGGCAUGCCGUCGGCGUGGCCCCGGGCAAGGUCCUUCGCUCUGGUGACUACGUGACGCUGCAGCCACACAAGUGUAUGACCCACGACAACUCGUGGCCGGUGGCGCUCAAGUUCAUGGGCAUCGGGGCCACUAAGAUUAGCGACCCCGGCCAGAUUGUCAUGACGCUCGAUCACGAUGUCCAGAACAAGUCGGAGAAGAACCUCAAAAAGUAUAGCCAGAUUGAGGAGUUUGCCAAGACCCACAAUGUCGUUUUCUACCCUGCUGGGCGUGGCAUUGGUCACCAGAUUAUGGUCGAGGAGGGCUACGCCUGGCCAGGCACCCUGGCCGUGGCCUCCGACAGUCACUCCAACAUGUACGGAGGCAUUGGAUGCCUGGGCACUCCAGUAGUGCGAACUGACGCUGCAAGCAUUUGGGCUACCGGAAAAACCUGGUGGCAGAUUCCACCUGUCGCAAAGGUCACGCUCAAUGGCAAAAUGCCUGCGGGCGUGACUGGCAAGGACGUAAUUGUCGCGCUGGCUGGAUUGUUCAACAAGGACGAGGUUCUCAAUCACGCUAUCGAGUUUACUGGAACCGAUGAGACCCUGGGCAGCAUUCCUAUCGACGACCGCCUUACCAUUGCCAAUAUGACUACAGAGUGGGGCGCUCUCACUGGGCUGUUUCCUAUCGAUGCUACGCUUCAUGGCUGGCUAAGGGCCAGGGCCACAUUAGCAGCUAUGGGAGAAGGCCAGGCCAAGGACCAUCACCGUCAGCAAUUCCUUCAUGAGCGCAUCGACAAACUAUUUACUGCCACGGGUAUUGUCGGCCAGCAGCUAGGCCACAUCUUCAAGCCUGCGUUGGCCGCGGACAAGGGCGCUGUAUACGCCAAAGAGCUCUUCUUGGAUCUCUCCACCUUGUCACCAUACGUCUCAGGCCCUAACUCCGUCAAGGUUGCUACUCCUUUACCUGAACUGCAGAGCCAGAACAUUCCCAUUAACAAGGCUUAUCUCGUUUCCUGCACGAACUCCCGUGCCUCUGAUCUUGCUGCAGCAGCAAACGUCUUCAAGGAUGCAGCUGUUCUGAACGGUGGCAAGAUUCCCAAGAUUCCAGAUAACGUCAAGUUCUACAUAGCUGCUGCUUCUAUCCCAGAACAAAAAGCUGCAGAAGAGGCAGGUGAUUGGCAGGCUCUUCUAGAAGCAGGUGCUCAGCCCUUGCCUUCAGGUUGUGGUCCCUGCAUCGGUCUGGGUACUGGUCUUCUUGAACCUGGCGAGGUUGGCAUCAGUGCAAGCAACCGCAACUUUAAGGGUCGCAUGGGCUCUCCCGAUGCAAAGGCAUACUUGGCAAGCCCCGAAGUCGUUGCAGCAAGCGCUCUGUCUGGCAAGAUUUCUGGCCCCGGGUGGUACCAAGCUCCUGAAGGCUACGAGGGUGUUCGACGAGGAGAAGGCGAUGGCAUUCCCGCCGAAGAGCGAAUGAUGACCAUUGAAGACAUGCUUGAGAAGGCCAUCAAAGACGCUGAGGCCGCUAUCGACACCUUCAGCACUACCGAGUCUGACACGCAGUCUGUCAACCCACCUGCAGCGGCAGGCUCGGAGGCUGAAACUUUGACCGAAAUCCUACCAGGGUUCCCCGAAAAGAUUAGCGGCGAGAUUGUCUUCUGCGACGCCGACAACAUUAACACAGACGGUAUCUACCCUGGUAAGUACACAUACCAGGAUGAUGUGACGCGCGAAAAAAUGGCAGAGGUCUGCAUGGAGAAUUAUGACCCCAGUUUUGGCCAGGUGGCUAAGGCUGGUGAUGUCUUGGUUUCAGGCUUCAACUUUGGCUGCGGCAGCAGUCGGGAACAAGCCGCAACUGCCAUCCUGGCCAAGGGCAUUCCACUGGUUGUUGCUGGUAGCUUUGGCAACAUUUUCAGCAGGAACAGUAUCAACAACGCUUUGAUGGGUGUUGAGGUGCCCAAGCUAGCCAACCGCCUCCGUGAAGUCUUUUCAUCAAAGGACGCUUCGUCGUCGCAACAAGCAGUCAAGGAACCUUCAAACAACAGCGAAUCGCUCGACUCGCCACCGCCAGCGGCUGCAACCCAGCCCAGCCAAGCUAAACAGCUAACGCGCCGAACCGGAUGGACCCUGGAGUGGGACGUCCGAAGGAGCACUGUUUCUGUCCAGGAAGGCCCCAAUGGCGCCAAAUGGAACGUCAAGGUCGGCGAACUCCCACCCAACGUCCAAGAAAUCAUUGCUCUCGGUGGCCUAGAGAACUGGGUCAAGAAGGAAAUCGGCAGCCCUCCCUCGUAA